Messenger RNA from Sphaerodactylus townsendi, 1109 nucleotides. It is a transcript of the gene CLXN, whose product is annotated as calaxin. The record is from RefSeq and is a predicted model, not a curated record. The transcript has 5 exons. Bases 142 to 831 code for a protein of 229 amino acids. Lineage: Eukaryota; Metazoa; Chordata; Lepidosauria; Squamata; Sphaerodactylidae. Gene Ontology annotation, molecular function: calcium ion binding.
CCUCCCCACUGAGGUUACAUUCCCAGUCCCACCCUCUUGACGGGAGGUUCGGCUGGAGUGCCGCUGUCUGUUGCCACGGUAGCCGCUUUGAGGGGUGGAGAAGCAGCAGCAGCAGCAGCAGCAGCAGAGGCCGCGGAGAGAAUGAACAGGAAAAAGCUGCAGAAGCUGACCGACUCCUUGUGCAAAAGCGCUAAGCACUUCAAUAAAUUUGAAGUGGAAUGCCUCAUAAAACUUUUCAACACCUUGGGAGUAGAGCCUAGUGAACGACAUGCAGUUGUUGGCUUAGAUCGUAACUCAUUCCGAAAUAUCCUGCAUGUCACAUUUGGAAUGACAGACGACAUGAUUAUGGACAGAGUGUUCCGUGCUUUUGACAAAGACAAUGAUAGUUGUGUCAGUGUAACAGAAUGGGUAGAAGGCUUAUCAAUAUUUCUUCGUGGGACACUGGAAGAAAAAAUAAAAUACUGCUUUGAUGUCUAUGACCUGAACAGCGAUGGAUACAUUUCACGGGAGGAAAUGUUUCAUAUGCUGAAGAACAGCCUUCUGAAACAACCUUCAGAAGAAGAUCCUGAUGAAGGAAUUAAAGAUUUAGUAGAAAUAACAUUAAAGAAAAUGGAUUAUGACCAUGAUGGCAAACUGUCUUAUACGGAUUUUGAAAAGGCUGUAAGAGAUGAAAAUCUCCUUUUAGAAGCAUUUGGACCAUGUUUGCCUGAUAUGAAGGUAUAUAUCCAAUGUGUAUCAGAACACAGAACUGAUGUAUGUGGUAAACCCAUUCUAAUACAAUCUUAUGCAUGUUUGGGGUGUUAUGUGGUUAUCUGCAUGACUGUGUUCUAGUAGCAUUUUCUCCAAGAACACAGCCAUACAGCCUGGAAACCACACAACACCCCAGUGAUUCUGGCCAUGAAAGCCUUCAACAAUACAUUAUGCAUGUUUACUCCAAGGUAAGCCUUGUUGUGUUAAAUGUGGCACACUCUUCUGCAUAAGAUUUUACUGUUUGCUGAAUAUAUUAGGGUGAAUUUCCAACCCCAAUAUUAACUAUUAAGUACAGUGCACUGAAAUGUCCAUUUUCCAAUGAGAAGAAGAGCUUGGAUUUAUAUUCCCCCUUUCUCUCC